CAGAGAAAUGCAAGAAGAGGAAGAAGAGGAAGGUGCAGCAUGGAACAACAACAAAGCUGCGGACAGAUGACCUGAUUCAAUCCACGCUGUGAACUCACAGGUUCUUCAGUUCAGCUUUAACCUGUGCUACUAGCCAGCAGGGAAGCAACCUUCAAAUGCAAGCUCGGGUUUUGAACAUAAUAACAGUUAUUGAUGUGGAUCUGUGGAUCCAGAUGACCGACCUGCAGAAAUUUAACUUGAACACACUCCUCAGAACAUGCAUGCACUGUGAUUCGCGACAGAGGCCAGAAAUGAGUUGCACUUUCCACCUCCUGGCUUCACGCAGUGACUUCCACCACAGGCGUCUACUGCUUGUCUUGUCCCGACAGUCGCUGUUUCUCAGAGAGCUCAGCUCCGUUCGCCAGAUCAGCCGCAGUCUGCAAGAGAGCUACAGGCUUCUCCAACUGCCCGAUGAGGGGGACAGCACGCCUGUUCAGGUGAAAGACGCCUACUUGCGCCUAGCCAAGCUCUACCACCCGGACUCCGGUGCUCCGACUGCAGAUGCAGUGCUGUUUGCUCGAGUUGAGGAAGCCUACCGAGCCGUGCUGGCUCAUCAGAGCAAGAACAAACGACCCGAUGAAGGGAAGAAAGUGGAAGAUGAGGAUAAGGCCAGAGGUACGGCACUUCCACACAGACACUACCUCAGCUAUGAGGGCGUAGGUUCAGGCACACCCAGCCAGCGUGAGCGUCAGUACCGGCAGAUUCGCGUCGACCGGGCAAACGAGCAGGUUUUGGACUACCGUCAGAGGGAGCAUGAGAGGGCAGCCGCUGCAGAGGGGGCUCUGGUGGAACGGGACAUGCGUCAGCGCAGCCGAAAGAUCAAGAUCACUCAGGCUGUGGAGCGGCUUGUGGAGGACCUGAUCCAGGAGUCCAUGGCCCGAGGAGACUUCAGGAACCUGAGUGGAGCUGGAAAACCCCUCAACAAGUUUGAGUACAAUCCAUAUGCUGAUCCCAUGACCCACAACCUUAACCGCAUCCUCAUAGACAAUGGAUACCAGCCAGCAUGGGUCGUCUCCCAACGCGACAUCCGAGAAACCACCGCACAGAUCCGAAAGAAGCUAUUAGAGGGGAGAGCCAGACUCGGUGACCCCAUGACCCCCAAAGAACAAAACCAAUGGGAGCAGCUGUGUGCUUCUACGGAGGAAGAGUUGGCGAAACUUAACAAGAUGGUGGACAAUUACAACCUCAUUGUACCGAUGCUCAACAUGCAGAUGGUUCACUUCGGUUUGCAACGAGAGAUUGACCGUGCCGUGAAAGGAGCUGAACAGUGCAGGCUGAACCAACAGAGAGAGAGAGAGAAAGAAAGAGAGAGGAGGAAGGAAGAGAAAAGAAGAGCCAACACAGUAACUAAGCCUAAAAAUCCGAAACAAGGCCUGAUGUCUUGGAUGUGGAAUUUGCUCAGACUGAAACACUGAAACCGUGAAUCGAAGUCAACAGAAAAACAUUUGAGUUUUAUUUGUUUGUUUGUUUUUAUUCCACUUACACCAAUCAUUACAAUCCAUGGGGAUAUAUUUUAGAUAGACUUGUUCACCUGCUUGCUUCUGUACACUCUGAAUCAGAAACAGUACUGAUGCACUUUACUCUGUGCUGCUACGGUUAUUGUCCGGACAUGCAGGAUUGUCUUCAGCUGUUAGUAGACGAACAGAUUUGAGCAAUAAUGAUCAUGUGACUGUAAAGUAUGAGGAACUGCAUGUGUUGAUAACAAAGAUUACAACAUUACAUGAUGCAAUUUUAUGACACAAGUUGUUUCUGUGAAAUUACUGAUAUAACACACUAACCUUCGGUUGCUAUGUGACGUUCAAAGUGAAAUUAAAGGUAAUU
Molecule: messenger RNA, 1860 nt
Organism: Larimichthys crocea (large yellow croaker)
Lineage: Eukaryota; Metazoa; Chordata; Actinopteri; Sciaenidae
Gene: dnajc28
Product: DnaJ (Hsp40) homolog, subfamily C, member 28
Exons: 3
Coding region: 156-1454 (432 amino acids)
Source: RefSeq, a predicted model, not a curated record